Molecule: messenger RNA, 1176 nt
Organism: Sorex araneus (European shrew)
Lineage: Eukaryota; Metazoa; Chordata; Mammalia; Eulipotyphla; Soricidae
Gene: SBK3
Product: SH3 domain binding kinase family member 3
Exons: 5
Biological process (GO): protein phosphorylation
Molecular function (GO): protein serine/threonine kinase activity; ATP binding
Source: RefSeq, a predicted model, not a curated record
AUGGGCCGCAACCAAGUGCAGACGAGGGCAGGGAAGCUCAGCAGCACACGGGGACCCCGAGAGGACGCAGCCUGGCCAGCUCGGCGGGGCCCCUCUCACAGAACCCCCGAGUGUGGCCACGCCCUGGCGCAGGCUCUGGAGCUCAGGGAGCCGCAGCAGCCCGAGGAUGGGGAGCCCGAGGAGGACACAGUCACAGCCCUGCAGCGGCUGGUGGAGCUGACGGCCCCUCGAGUGACCCCCCUGAGGAGCCUACGGGCCCAGUACCGCCUCAUCCGCAAGCUCGGCUCCGGCUCCUACGGUCGCGUGCUCCUGGCCCGGCCUCACCCUGGGGGUCCCGCCGUGGCCCUGAAGCUCUUGCGGCGAGACUCGGUGCCCAGGAGCACCUUCCUGAGGGAGUUCUGUGUGGGCCGCUGCGUCUCCUCACACCCCGGCCUGCUGCGGACGCUGGCGGGGCCUCUGCAGACACCCCAAUACUUUGCCUUUGCCCAGGAGUAUGCACCCUGUGGGGACCUCAGCGGCAUGCUCCAGGAAAGGGGCCUCCCAGAGCUGCUGCUGAAGCGGGUGGCGGCCCAGCUGGCCACAGCCCUGGACUUCCUGCAUGGCCGGGGCCUGGUUCAUGCCGAUGUCAAACCAGACAACGUGCUAGUCUUCGACCGGGUCUGCAGUCGUGUGGCCCUGGGAGACCUGGGCCUCACCCGGCCCGAGGGCAGCCCGGCCCUUGCGCCCCCCAGGCCCCUGCCCACUGUGCCCCCAGAGCUCUGCCUCCUGCUCCCCACCGCCACCCUACCCCUACGGCCGGCUGUGGACUCCUGGGGCCUGGGGGUGCUCCUUUUCUGCACCGCCACUGCCAGCUUCCCCUGGGAUGUGGCACUGGCCCCUGACCCCGAGUUUGAAGCCUUUGCCCGGUGGGUGACUGCCCGGCCCCAGCCCCCUCAGCCCCCGCCCCCUUGGGACCAGUUCUCACCUGCAGCCCUGGCUCUGCUCCGGGGGCUCCUGGACCUGGACCCUGAGACGAGAAGCCCCCCACUGGUGGUCCUGGAGUUCCUGGGGGACGACUGGGGACUGGAGCAGGACGGAGCAGGGACUGGGGACUCUGCGGUAGAUGGGGAGGAAGUGGGGGAGGAAGGGGGCUCAAGCUUGGAGGAGUGGACAGACGGGGAGGAGGAGGACAAAGAG